AUGGAAGAGUGCAACCAGAAAAAAGGUAAUGAUGCACAACAAAUAGGAGAUAGAAGUACUGCGAAAGAUGAAGGCAAGCCUAAUCUUGGAAUGUUUUUUGAAUCAUUUGAUAAGUUUUUCCAAUACUAUCGGAGCUAUGGAAAUAAAAUGGGGUUUGAAGUUACAAUAAGAUCUUCAAGGAAAAGAGAUGAUGGGGAAUUGAUUUAUGCGAACGUUGCCUAUUGUUGUGGUGGAAAGCAGGAUAAUGACUCCAAAAAUAUCUUUAAAUUGCAUCCAUUGACAAAAAGUGGUUAUAAGGCUUGCAAUGUUGCCUCUCGACAUUUAGAUGGUAAAUUGGAAAUAGUGUCAAUCAUCUAUGAGCAUAACCAUGAACUCAUAAGUCUUAGAAAAUCAAGAUUUUUCAAGAGCAAUAGAUUUAUACAAGCGCAUGUGAAAAGGAAGGUUGAAGUGAAUGAUAGAGCGAGGAUUAAACCAAGUAAGAAUUUCAACUCAGUAGUUGAAGCUAGGGGUGUUGAGAAUUUGAGUUUUUUACAAAAUGAUUGUAGAAACUACAUUGAAAAAGUUAGAAGGAUCCGACUUGGAGAUGGUGAUGCUUUUGCAUUACAUAAAUAUUUUCUAAAAAUGCAAAAAGAUAAUCUCAAUUUCUUUUACAUUAUGGAUUUAGAUGAAAAUGGUUGA
Pistacia vera is the source of this 678-nucleotide messenger RNA. RefSeq names its product protein FAR1-RELATED SEQUENCE 6-like. The record is from RefSeq and is a predicted model, not a curated record. The coding region runs from base 1 to 678 and encodes 225 amino acids. The transcript has 2 exons. Lineage: Eukaryota; Viridiplantae; Streptophyta; Magnoliopsida; Sapindales; Anacardiaceae.